Molecule: messenger RNA, 13706 nt
Organism: Helicoverpa zea (corn earworm)
Lineage: Eukaryota; Metazoa; Arthropoda; Insecta; Lepidoptera; Noctuidae
Product: serine-rich adhesin for platelets-like
Exons: 4
Coding region: 1-12318 (4105 amino acids)
Source: RefSeq, a predicted model, not a curated record
AUGAUAUAUAAUGUUAGCGUUGGCAGUAAGAAACACAGACUCACCAUGAAGGCUGUAGGGGCUCUGCUUCUUAUAGUGGCCCUGGUAGCCGUCCGGGCUUUUCCGCACACUUGCUCAGAAGGCGGCAAUUCUGGAGAUCCAAACAACGGUGGACCGGACAAUAGACAUGAUUCUGAAGAAUGCAAUCACCAGCCUGAACAUGGAGACAAUACAAACGAUAAGGAAGUACGUGAUGAACAUCGUGACAAGCCUGAACGCAAUAGAAACACGAACAAUGACAGACACUCGAUAAACAAUAAUAACAAUGGUGGAAAGACCCACGGUAAUGCAGCUAAAAAUCAUCACCAUCAUCAAAAGAAGACUAAUGAACGUAAUCACAACGUUGGUAACCAUGGCAACGCAGGUUCUAACGGCGGAGGAUCUGGUCAAGGCGGGACAAAUGACAAUAAUGGCUAUAAUACAAACACGGGCUCCAACAACCAUAAUUUAAAUAAUGGUAAUGGUAGACCGAAUCAAGGCAAUGACAAAAAGCAUCAUCAUCAUAAAAGACCGAACAAUAAUAACGGAGGUUCAGCAAACAGUGAAGCAACUGGUCACGCCGUAAAUGAUGACAACAAUGGCCGAAGUACAGUUGACUCGGAAUCUAGAAGCGAUGCCAGAACUGCUAGUAAUGACGGGACCACCUCAGCUAAUAGUGGAGCGACUGGGCAUGCUAAUAGAAACGACAAUGGUGGUAGUACUACAGUUGCUACCGAUUCUAACAGUCAUGCUGAAAAUAACGAGAAUAGAGGAGCAGGGCUGCCUCAAAGCCAUGUUAACAAUCACCACCACCACCAUCACCAUCAUAAUAAUGAUAAUCACAAUAAUGAUGAAGGAAAAGGCUCAGCUCACGGUGAAGCUACCGGUCACGCCGAAUCAGAAGGUAAUAGUGACCGCAGUUCAGUUGAUACAACAUCUAACAGUAAUGCGAGAUCCGAUGAUAGUGGAAAUAGCUCGGCCAAUGGUGAAGUUACUGGUCGCGCCGAUACUAAUGACAAUAGUGGUACAACUACUGUUGUCACUACAUCUAACAGUCGUACUGAAAACAAUAACAACGGAGGAGGGGUGAAUCAAGGUAAUGUCAAGAAGCACCAUCAUCAUCAUCAUCAUGAUAGGCCACACGAUAAUAACGAGGGACAUGACGCUCACGGAAACGGCAAUAGUGGCGGUAAUACCAAUAGCAACGGAGGACCGAAUCAAGGCAAUAAUAAUGAAGGUCAAGGCUCAGCCCAUGGCGAAGCCACUAGUCAUGCCGACGCAAAUAAUAAAAACGAGCACAGUUCUGCGAAUUCGACGUCCAAUAGUGAUGCUAGAACUGAUAACAACGGAGGGACUAGCUCAGCCAGUGGUGAAGCUACUAGUCAUGCAGAAACAAAUGAUAAUGGUAGCAGUACUGCAGUUGACACCAGGUCUACCAGUCAUGUUGAAAAUGACGGGGGCGGAGGAAACGGGCCGAGCCAAGGUGAUGGUAAGAAGCAUCACCAGCAUCCUCAUCAUCAUCAUCAUCACCAUCAUCACAGACAUGAUAAUAACGAAGGACAAGGCUCAGCUCAUGGCGAAGCCAACGGUCACGCCGAAAAUAACGAAAAUGGUGACAGUAAUAGGAAUCAUGAGGAAUGCAAUGAUGAAAAUCACGGAAAUUCAGGGGAAGGUUCAACUGAGGGUAAUCCUCAUAGCCACAUCAAGAACCACAGAAAUGGAGGCAAGCAUCAUCAUCAUAAAAGACACAGAACUAAAACUCGAACUGGUAGCCAUGUUGACCAUGACGGCAGUGGCGACAGCUCUGAUAAUGACCAUGAUCAGAAUCAUAGAGAUGGAGGUAAACAUCACCAUCAUCAUCAUCACCACCAUAGAAGACAUGGUUCUACAGUUCAUACUGAAUCUAAUAGUAACAGUCAGGCUGACAAUGACGGAAACAGCUCAGAUCAUGGCAGCGGUACGACAGUCAUCACCGAACCUAACAACCAUAGAAAUGGAAGGAAGCAUCAUCAUGAUCAUAAACAUCAUCGCUCUACAGUUCAUAAUACAACGAAUAGCCACGUUGAAAAUGGUGGAAACGAAGGUGAUCAUGACGGAAGCUGCGAGUAUGACGGUCACGGAUCAGAGCAUAACCACGAUCACGAUCAUGACGAAGAUCACAAUGGCGGUCCCAGACAUCAUCAUCAUCAUCACCAUCACCAUCAUCAUCAUAAACGACAUGACAUUUCAGAAAAUAAUGGCAACGGAGGAAAAAGUUCUGCUUCGAGCGAAGCUUCUGGCCACGCUGAAGCAAGCAACGAUGAAAGCACUACUGUAGUUGACGCUACAUCUAAUAGUCGAGCCGACAGUAAUGACAAUGAUGGGAACAGCCCCAGCGACGGCCAUGUAAGAAACCAUGUCAGAAAACACCACAAAAGAACAACCCGAAGAAGGAUACACCGUAGGAAACACAAUACAGUUCACAACCACCAUAGGAUUCAUACAGUUACUACCCGAAAUAGAAACGAACAUGUUAGGAAUCAUAUAAAUGAUGUGAAAUCUGUUAGUUCUACUGCUACUGCAGGAUCAGCUGCAGAGGUCACACACAGAGGUCGGACAAGAUGUCACAGACCUCACCAUGAUCAUCAUGAUACGGACAAUAAUAAUUCAGGUGUAAAUACUGCAACUAACACUGGAACCACAACUACGACUACAGUAACUGGAACGGGUUUAACUGCUACAUCUAACAGCGAUGCGACUGCCACUGCCAUAAAUGAAGGUAGUUCCAACACUGCGACUGCUCAAACAAGCGCGUCAUCUACUGCCAGUACGACUAGUAAUAGCGACUCCGAAGACAAUACGUGUGAUGAUGAGGAUGAAUAUGACGAGGACUAUGAGUAUGAUGAAGAUGACGAAAACAAUACAUCGACUGCCUCUGCUGCUUCUAGUAGUAGCGCAAAUGCCACCUCGACGAAUGAAGAUGGCUCUAAUGUAUCAACUGCUAACUCAGACAGCACUGCGACUGCCAGCUCCACUACUGCCAUUUCGGGAGGCGACGUGUCUGCAACCUCUACUAAUGAUGAAGGCUCUAUUACGGCAGCUGCUGCAAGCAACAGCAAUGCCACUGCAACUUCCACGAAUGAUGAUGGCUCAAACACUUCUGCUACUGCAGACAGUAAUGCCACUGCCACUUCCACUAGUAGCAAUGAUUCGAAUACAUCCACUGCCAAUUCGGGAGGAGAUGCAUCUGCAACCUCCACUGAUAACGGUGGCACUAAUACUGCUACUGCUGAUUCUGGAAGCGAUGCAACUGCAACGACAAACAACGCAGGAGGAUCAAACACAGCAACUGCUGCAAGCGAAAGCAACGCCACUGCAACCACCACAAAUGCAGAUGGUUCCGAUAUAGCGACUGCAACAUCUGGUAGUACCGCCACAGCCACUUCCACUAAUGAUGAUGGCUCAAACACUACUGCUACUGCUGGCAGUGAUGCCACUGCCACUUCCACUAGUGGCAAUGAUUCGAACACAUCUACUGCCACUUCGGGAAGCGAUGCAACUGCAACCACAAACAACGCAGGAGGCUCAAAUACUGCUGCUGCUGCCGGCAACAGUAACGCGACUGCAACAUCUACAAACGGAGACGGCUCUAGCACAUCUACUGCAGCAUCUGGAAGUAACUCUACUGCUACCACAACGAACGCAGCAGGGUCAAGUACUGCCACUACUCAGAGCAACAGCUCAUCCACUGUAACUACGACAAAUGACAAUGACGCAGAAGACGACACAUGUGAUGAUGAGGACGAGGAUGACGAGGACUCUGAGGAUGAUGAAGAUACUGCAACCACCACCAGCACUUCUACUAGCAGCAAUACUACUGCAACCACCACUAAUGCAGGAGGCGCUAGCACAUCUACUGCUGCAGCAGAUAGCACUGCUACUGCCACCAGUACCAAUGGAGAUGGCUCCAACACAUCGUCAGCUGCGUCAGGAAGCGAUGCGACUGCCACCACGACUAAUGGGGAUGGUUCAAAUACUGCUGCUGCUGCCAGCAACAGCAAUGCCACUGCCACCAGUACUAAUGGAGAUGGUUCCGGUUCAGCCACUGCAACAUCAGGAAGUGACGCGACUGCAACUUCUACAAAUGGAGGAGACUCUAACACUUCUGCUACUGCAGAGAGUAAUGCUACCGCCACCUCCACUACUAGCAAUGAUUCUAAUACAUCUACCGCAGCUUCGGGAGGUGAUGCUUCUGCAACCACAACAAAUGACGGGGGCUCCAACACUGCUACUGCUGACUCUGGAAGCGAUGCAUCUGCAACCACAAACAACGCAGGAGGAUCAAACUCGGCCACUGCCGCAAGCAACAGCAACGCUACUGCAACGUCUACAAACGGAGACGGUUCCAACACAUCUACUGCAACAUCUGGCAAUGAAGCUACCGCCACUACAACUAACGCAGCAGGCUCAAGUACUGCCACUACUCAGAGCAACAGCUCAUCCACUGUAACUACGACAAAUGACAAUGACGCAGAAGACGACACAUGUGAUGAUGAGGACGAGGAUGACGAGGACUCUGAGGAUGAUGAAGAUACUGCAACCACCACCACCACUUCUACUAGCAGCAAUACUACUGCAACCACCACUAAUGCAGGAGGCGCUAGCACAUCUACUGCUGCAGCAGAUAGUACUGCUACUGCCACCAGUACCAAUGGAGAUGGUUCAAAUACGGCUACUGCUGCCAGCAACAGCAAUGCCACUGGCACCAGUACUAAUGGAGAUGGUUCCGGUUCAGCCACUGCUGCUUCAACUAGCAAUGCUACCAGUACCAAUGGAGAUGGUUCAAAUGCGGCUACUGCUGCCAGCAACAGCAAUGCCACUGCCACCAGUACUAAUGGAGAUGGUUCCGGUUCAGCCACUGCAACGUCAGGAAGUGACGCGACUGCUACUUCUACAAAUGGAGGAGAUUCUAACACUUCUGCUACUGCAGAGAGUAAUGCUACCGCCACCUCCACUACUAGCAAUGAUUCUAAUACAUCUACCGCAGCUUCGGGAGGUGAUGCUUCUGCAACCACAACAAAUGACGGGGGCUCCAACACUGCUACUGCUGACUCAGGAAGCGAUGCAUCUGCAACCACAAACAACGCAGGAGGAUCAAACACGGCCACUGCCGCAAGCAACAGCAACGCUACUGCAACGUCUACAAACGGAGACGGUUCCAACACAUCUACUGCAACAUCUGGCAGUGAAGCUACUGCCACUACAACUAACGCAGCAGGCUCAAGUACUGCCACUACUCAGAGCAACAGCUCAUCCACUGUAACUACGACAAAUGACAAUGACGCAGAAGACGACACAUGUGAUGAUGAGGACGAGGAUGACGAGGACUCUGAGGAUGAUGAAGAUACUGCAACCACCACCACCACUUCUACUAGCAGCAAUACUACUGCAACCACCACUAAUGCAGGAGGUGCUAGCACUGCUACUGCUGCGGCAGACAGCACUGCUACUGCCACUUCCAACAAUGGAGAUGGUUCCGGUUCUUCCACUACAACAUCUGGCAGUACAAGCACAGCCACUGCCAAUUCUGCAAAUGACGGAGGCUCUAAUACGGCAGCUGCUACAAGCAACAGCAGUGCCACUGCAACAACCACAAAUGCUAAUGGGUCAAACACUACUGCUACUGCGGGCAGUGAUGCCACUGCCAAUUCUACUAAUGAAGAUGGCCCGAGUACUGCUACUGCUGACUCUGGAAGCGAUGCAACUGCCACCAGUACUAAUGGAGAUGGUUCAAAUACGGCUACUGCUAACAGCAACAGCAAUGCCACUGCCACCAGUACUAAUGCAGAUGGUUCAAAUACUGCGGCUGCAACGUCUGAUAGUUCAGCAACAGCCACUUCCGCAAAUGAUGAUGGUUCUAACACUACUGCUAAUGCAGACAGUAAUGCUACCGCCACCUCCAAUAGUGGUAAUGAUUCGAAAACAUCUACUGCCACCUCGGGAGGCGACGCCACUGCAAAUUCUAGCAAUGAAGGAGGGUCUGCUACCGCUGGUUCUGGAAGCGAUGCGUCUGCAACGACAAACAACGCAGGAGGCUCAAAUACUGCUACAGCUGCCAGCAACAGUAACGCCACUGCAACAUCUACAAACGGAAACGGCUCUAGCACAUCUACUGCAACUUCUGGCAGUGAAGCUACCGCCACUACAACUAACGGAGCUACUAGCUCAACUACCACCACUACUCAGAGCAACAGCUCAUCCACUGUAACUACGACAAAUGACAAUGACGCAGAAGACGACACAUGUGAUGAUGAGGACGAGGAUGACGAGGACUCUGAGGAUGAUGAAGAUACUGCAACCACCACCACCACUUCUACUAGCAGCAAUACUACUGCAACCACCACUAAUGCAGGAGGUGCUAGCACUGCUACUGCUGCGGCAGACAGCACUGCUACUGCCACUUCCAACAACGGAGAUGGUUCCGGUUCUUCCACUGCAACAUCUGGCAGUACAAGCACAGCCACUGCCAAUUCUGCAAAUGACGGAGGCUCUAAUACGGCAGCUGCUACAAGCAACAGCAGUGCCACUGCAACAACCACAAAUGCUGAUGGGUCAAACACUACUGCUACUGCGGGCAGUGAUGCCACUGCCAAUUCUACUAAUGAAGAUGGCUCGAGUACUGCUACUGCUGACUCUGGAAGCGAUGCAACUGCCACCAGUACUAAUGCAGAUGGUUCAAAUACGGCUACUGCUAACAGCAACAGCAAUGCCACUGCCACCAGUACUAAUGCAGAUGGUUCAAAUACUGCGACUGCAACGUCUGAUAGUUCAGCAACAGCCACUUCCGCAAAUGAUGAUGGUUCUAACACUACUGCUAAUGCAGACAGUAAUGCUACCGCCACCUCCAAUAGUGGUAAUGAUUCGAAAACAUCUACUGCCACCUCGGGAGGCGACGCCACUGCAAAUUCUAGCAAUGAAGGAGGGUCUGCUACCGCUGGUUCUGGAAGCGAUGCGUCUGCAACGACAAACAACGCAGGAGGCUCAAAUACUGCUACAGCUGCCAGCAACAGUAACGCCACUGCAACAUCUACAAACGGAAACGGCUCUAGCACAUCUACUGCAACUUCUGGCAGUGAAGCUACCGCCACUACAACUAACGGAGCUACUAGCUCAACUACUGCCACUACUCAGAGCAACAGCUCAUCCACUGUAACUACGACAAAUGACAAUGACGCAGAAGACGACACAUGUGAUGAUGAGGACGAGGAUGACGAGGACUCUGAGGAUGAUGAAGAUACUGCAACCACCACCACCACUUCUACUAGCAGCAAUACUACUAAUGCAGGAGGCGCUAGCACAUCUACUGCUGCCGCAGACAGCACUGCUACUGCCACCAGUACCAAUGGAGAUGGUUCGAAUACGGCUACUGCUGCCAGCAACAGCAAUGCCACUGCCACCAGUACUAAUGGAGAUGGUUCCGGUUCAGCCACUGCAACGUCAGGAAGUGACGCGACUGCAACUUCUACAAAUGGAGGAGAUUCUAACACUUCUGCAGAGAGUAAUGCUACCGCCACCUCCACUACUAGCAAUGAUUCUAAUACAUCUACCGCAGCUUCGGGAGGUGAUGCUUCUGCAACCACAACAAAUGACGGGGGCUCCAACACUGCUACUGCAGACUCUGGAAGCGAUGCUACUGCAACCACAAACAACGCAGGAGGUCCAAACACAGCAACUGCCGCAAGCAACAGUAACGCCACUGCAACAUCUACAAACGGAGACGGCUCUAGUACAUCUACUGCAACAUCUGGCAGUAACUCUACUGCCACCACAACCAAUGGGAGUGGCUCAAGUACCACCACUACUCAGAGCAACAGCUCAUCCACUGUAACUACGACAAAUGACAAUGACGCAGAAGACGACACAUGUGAUGAUGAGGACGAGGAUGACGAGGACUCUGAGGAUGAUGAAGAUACUGCAACCACUACCACCACUUCUACUAGCAGCAAUACUACUGCAACCACCACUAAUGCAGGAGGCGCUAGCACAUCUACUGCUGCGGCAGACAGCACUGCUACUGCCACGGCUACCAAUGGAGACGGCUCCAACACAUCGUCAGCUACGUCAGGGAGCGAUGCCACUGCCACCACGACAAAUAGAGGAAGCACUAAUACGGCAACUGCUGAUUCCGGAAGCAAUGCUGCUGCGACCACAAACAACACAGGAGGCUCUAAUACGGCUACUGCUGCCAGCAACAGCAAUGCCACUGCCACCAGUACUAAUGGAGAUGGUUCCGGUUCAGCCACUGCAACGGCAGAAAGUGACGCAACUGCAACUUCUACAGACGAAGGAGAUUCUAACGCUACUGCUACUGCAGAUAGUAAUGCUACAGCCACCUCCAAUAGUGGCAAUGAUUCGAAUACAUCCACUGCCACUUCGGGAAGCGAUGCAACUGCAACCACAAACAACGCAGGAGGCUCAAAUUCUGCCACUGCUGCCAGCAACAGCAAUGCCACUGCCACUAGCACGGACAACUCCAAUACAUCGGCUGCGUCAGCGGACAGCAACGCCACUGCAACAACUACAAACGGAAACGGCUCUAGUACAUCUACUGCAACAUCUGGAAGUAAUUCUACUGCCACCACAACAAAUGGGAGCGGCUCAAGUACUGCCACUACUCAGAGCAACAGCUCAUCCAUUGUAACUACGACAAAUGACAAUGACGCAGAAGACGACACAUGUGAUGAUGAGGACGAGGAUGACGAGGACUCUGAGGAUGAUGAAGAUUCUGCAACCACCACCACCACUUCUACUAGCAGCAAUACUACUGCAACCACCACUAACGCAGGAGGCGCUAGCACAUCUACUGCUGCGGCAGACAGCACUGCUACUGCCACCAGUACCAAUGGAGACGGCUCCAACACAUCGUCAGCUACGUCAGGAAGCGAUGCCACUGCCACCACUACAAAUGGAGAUGGUUUUGGAUCAUCCACUGCUGCUUCAACUAGCAAUGCUACUGCCACUUCUACCAAUGGAGAUGGUUCAAAUACGGCUUCUGCUGCCAGCAACAGCAAUGCCACUGCCACCAGUACUAAUGGAGAUGGUUCCGGUUCAGCCACUGCAACGUCAGGAAGUGACGCGACUGCAACAUCUACAAAUGGAGGAGAUUCUAACACUUCUGCUGCUGCAUACAGUAAUGCUACCGCCACCUCCACUACUAGCAAUGAUUCUAAUACAUCUACCGCAGCUUCGGGAGGUGAUGCGUCAGCAACCACAACAAAUGAUGGGGGCUCCAAUACUGCUACUGCUGACUCUGGAAGUGAUGCUACUGCGACCACAAACAACGCAGGAGGAUCAAACACAGCAACUGCCGCAAGCAACAGUAACGCCACUGCAACAUCUACAAACGGAGACGGUUCCAAUACAUCUUCUGCAACAUCUGGCAGUGAAGCUACCGCCACUACAACUAACGCAGCAGGCUCAAGUACUGCCACUACUCAGAGCAACAGCUCAUCCACUGUAACUACGACAAAUGACAAUGACGCAGAAGACGACACAUGUGAUGAUGAGGACGAGGAUGACGAGGACUCUGAGGAUGAUGAAGAUACUGCAACCACCACCACCACUUCUACUAGCAGCAAAACUUCUGCAACCACCACUAAUGCAGGAGGCGCUAGCACAUCUACUGCUGCAGCAGACAGCAGUGCCACUGCCACCAGUACCAAUGGAGAUGGUUCGAAUACGGCUACUGCUGCCAGCAACACCAAUGCCACUGCCACCAGUACUAAUGGAGAUGGUUCCGGUUCAUCCACUGCUGCUUCAACUAGCAAUGGUACUGCCACCAGUACCAAUGGAGAUGGUUCAAAUACUGCGACUGCAACGUCUGAUAGUUCAGCAACAGCCACCUCUACAAAUGGUGAUGGCUCUAACGUUACUGCUACUGCAGAGAGUAAUGCUGCCGCCACCUCCAAUAGUAGCAACGAUUCUAAUACAUCUAGUGCAGCUUCGGGAGGAGAUGCAUCUGCAACCUCCACUGAUGACGGUGGCACUAAUACUGCUACUGCUGAUUCUGGAAGCGAUGCUACUGCGACCACAAACAACGCAGGGAGCUCAAAUACGGCUAGUGCUGCUGGCAACAGCAAUGCCACUGCCACUAGCACGGAUGACUCCAACACAUCGACUGCGUCAGCGGACACCAACGCUACUGCAACGUCUACAACCGGAGACGACUCUAGUAUAUCUACUGCAACAUCUGGCAGUAACUCUACUGCCACCACAACAAAUGGGAGUGGCUCAAGUACUGCCACUACUCAGAGCAACAGCUCAUCCACUGAUGAUGAAGAUACUGCAACCACCACCACCACUUCUACUAGCAGCAAUACUACUGCAACCUCCACUAAUGCAGGAGGCGCUAGCACAUCUUCUGCUGCGGCAGACAGCACUGCUACUGCCACCAGUACCAAUGGAGACGGCUCCAACACAUCGUCAGCUACGUCAGGAAGCGAUGCCACUGCCACCACUACAAAUGGAGAUGGUUCAAAUACGGCUUCUGCUGCCAGCAACAGCAAUGCCACUGCCACCAGUACUAAUGGAGAUGGUUCAAAUACGGCUACUGCUGCCAGCAACAGCAAUGCCACUGCCACCAGUACUAAUGGAGAUGGUUCAGGUUCAGCCACUGCAACGUCAGGAAGUGACGCGACUGCAACUUCUACAAAUGGAGGAGACUCUAACACUUCUGCUACUGCAGAGAGUAAUGCUGCCGCCACCUCCAAUAGUACCAAUGAUUCUAAUAUAUCUACCGCAGCUUCGGGAGGUGAUGCAUCUGCAACCACAACAAAUGAUGGGGGGUCCAAUACUGCUUCUGCCACAGGCAACGGCAAUGCUAAUGCGACUUCCAACAAUGGAGAUGGCUCCGGUUCAUCCACUGCCACUUCAGGUAGCGAUGCCACUGCAACAUCAACAACCGGGAAUGCCUCAUCUACUGCAACUUCUAGUGGCGAUGCUUCGGGCACUGCGACCAACCAAGGAGGCUCAAGUACUACCAUCUCUCAAACGAAUACCACAGUUACUAUCACCAACACUGAUGACGGCUCGGACGAGGAUAACUGCGAUACUGAUGAAGAUGAUGAUUCCGAUACAGAUACAGACGAUGACGAUGACUCUGAUGAAGAUGAUGAUAAUGAUUCAUCAGCAGUCACUGCUACGUCUGGGAGUAAUUCCAACGCCACCUCUACAAAUGGAAAUGGAUCGAGCACAGCUACUGCUAAUUCUGGGAGUAAUUCGACAGCUACCACAAACAACGGAGGCUCAAACACUGCGACUGCUGCAAGCAAUAGCAACGCCACUGCAAGCAGCAAUGACGGGUCAAAUACGGCUACUGCCACUUCGAACAGCGCAGCUACAGCAACAACCACAAAUGAAGGCUCCACAGCAACAGCAGGAAGUGGUGGAACUGCAACAUCUACUAAUGGAGAUGACACUAAUACUGCAACUGCUACUUCUGAAAGCGCAGCCACUGCCACUACAACAAAUAAUGGUGGCCAAAGUACUUCUACUGCCACAACUGCAACUAACGCAGUCGCAAGUGCUCAAAAUACAGGCUCUUCUGGUACGAAUACGGCUACUGCUACUGCGAAUUCUGCUGCUACAGCCACUGGGUCUAAUACUGCAACAGGAACUAACACAGCAACUGCUACAAGCAACAGUGUUGCCACUGCAACGAAUAACGGCUGCCAAAGUAAUACUGUAACUACUUCUGCUGGUAACAACGGUCCUACUACGAAUACUGGCAACACAGCACCAGUAACAAAUUGUAACAAUAGCAAUCAGAAUGGAGUACCAAACGUAAAUAAUGGAGGUUCUAUAUACACCAGUCACGUCAGUGAAUCUAAGCAAUCUUCAAGCAUCCACACGGCUAAGAAAACAGUCAUUACCAAGUCCAGCGACGGCAAAGAGUUCGUUGACACACAAGAGUCGGCAGCAAAUGUUUUUGACGCCAAGAGGUCUGAUGCUGAUACCUUUGAAAGCAAUAUUGGAGGGACUCGCGUUACUCAAGUGAGACAAAAUAAUGAAGAGUUAUACAACCAGGGUAACAGAUUUCAGGCUACAAAAUUAGAACGGGAUAGUGAUGGCAGUGUUAAGAGAGAAGUUUUUAAUGAUGUACAAGAAAGGGGACGGUAUAGAGCGCAGGAGUUUGAGAGGAAAAAGGUCGAAAGUUCCUAUGGUGUUAGUGACGUAAGCAGGAGGGAUGUUAAUGAGGAUACCUUUGAUAGACGGUUUAGAAGUAGGUCGGUGGACGGUACUGAUGUUGAUUGCGAUAAAUAAUCUGUUGAGUAUUUCAUAAUUCCAGAUCUUACCAAAGGCCAAAUCUAUAUUAACGAAACUAUUGAACUGAUUUGGAAAGCUACACAAUACCCUGACUACUAAGGCUAUUUUAUAAGGCAAGGGUGAAACUGCGAUACCAAUCAUUCAUCAUCAUCAUCAUCAUCAUCAUCUCAGCCAUGGGACGUCCACUGCUGAACAUAGGCCUCCCCCUUAGAUCUCUACAGAUACCUGUUGGAGGCGACCUUUAUAAGAUCGUCUGUCCACCUUGUACCAAUACCAAUCAUUAAGUCAGUAAAUUCGCACGACUAGUACAUUUUUUAAGUGUUAAACUAAAUAACACUAUGAGUGUCGUUUAAAAAUAUUCAAUGUCGAUCGCUGCUUUCAUAAAAACUCACCAUAUUUUAAAGUUUCUGCAGAAAUCUAUCACUUUUUAAGACGUUUACAUUUUUUAAGAAUUAUCAUGGCCGCGUUAAUUCCCAGUGAAAAAAAAGGGAAAACAGACAAUUAUUUUACACUGACAAGCUUCUCGCAACUAUUGUUUACACGAAAAUUUUGAGUGGAGGCGGGAAACUCGAAUUAAAAUGUGAUCCGAUAAACUUUUUAAUGCGAAAUAUACCGGUACAUCGAAUGUGAACUUAUACGACACAUUAAAAAGAAAAUAGUUGAAUUUUCCGUUACUAGUUGAAGCAUUCAGAUUCAUGAAUUACAUUUUUACACAUUUACUACAAAAUAUUUUCAAAUAAAUAAUUUCAGCAAAUUGCAUUCCAUACAAAAGCUGUCAAAACGUCAAACAUAUUCCUCAGAUAACAGUUAUCUGGCGAUUGAAAAAUCAGCCCUUAGGCAUUUAAAAUGAAAUACGAGUGGAUUUGUCGACUGUCGCCUGUUCCCAAUAUCUAUCGGUUGAUUUGCUAACUAAUAAGGGCUGAUUUUUCAAUCGCCAGAUAACUUCUAUCUGAGGAAUAUUUUUAACGUUUUGACAGCUUUUGUAUGGAAAAUAUGUCAAACCGCCAUAUUUAUUCCUCAGAUAGAAGUUAACUGAUGUUUGAAAAAUCAGGCCUUAAUAGAAUAUUUUGAACGUUCCUUUUACACGGCUUUAGUCAAUAAUUAGGAUAAAAAUAAGCAAACGAUUAACUGACUCCGAUAUGCUUUUUUUUUAGUUUCUAUGAUUUCAAAAUUUUGUGUUUGGAUAUAUUUUUUUUUUUUUUUGUAAAAUUGUCUUUGGUCUUGUUAAUAAAUUGACGAACAUUAUUUUUAUUUUAUUUUUUCUUAUGUGUUUGUGUAGUACCUUAGAUAUGAUUUUACCCCAUGAUUUCACUGAAGAGUUUUUUUCAACAAUAUGCGGACUUGUGAUGCGACUGGGCUUAAACUUUUGGCUGACUUAAACUUUA